GUCAGUCACAUUCUCGGAAUGAACUCGAUUCAAAUCAGAAAUGGAAACCGAAUUGCGAUAUUUUUUCCCUCUUUUUUACUACUCGUCUUCUUUUUCUGCUUGAAACGAGUCCACAGCAAGUGGUUUUUGAAAAAAAAUUUCCCCAUAUAGAUUUUAACGCCGAAAGAGAAAAAACAUAUUGCGGAAAGAGAGUGGAUAUCCUAAAAGCAUACCGCGAGAAACUGCGAGUUGCUCUGAGGUUGUUCAUUCUGAGGCUGUAGUUCCGAUUCGAAAUUGAACGUGUAGCGCCGCUUCUGUCAAGCCUCUCCUUAAAAUUCAUAAGUAUCACUCAAUACUCUAGAAUGAGACCGAUGUAGAUAAGUGCUUUUCGCGAUGAAGAUAGUAGUAUUCAUAAUUAUCAUUGUCGUGGCCCUUUCAAAAGCAUCAAGAAGUGGUUCUGGCAGAUACAAGAUGAGGUGGGGUAAUACUGACGAAGAACGGGAACAGAAAGUAAAGGAGGUGAUCAAAAACGACCUGUGCUCUGACCCGGAACUAAACUCUUGGACAGCGGAUUUCAGCAAAGCCCAUAUGAAAAAAAAGUCCUCCAAGGCACAUACAGGAUGUAGGGAAGCAGCGGAGGCCCUGAACAGUCUUCCAGAACGGUACAAGGUGGACAAAUGCGAGACUGAUUGGAUCGGAUCAGCCAAAUGUCGUGCCAAGCCGGGAGAGGGCUACCAGUGCACCGUCAUCCCCUACAAAGAGGAGCUCCUCUUCUUCGAUUUCCUUUGCUACAAAAGACUGGAUAGACAAGCCAAGUAUCUGCUUCGGGAUUGCAUCAACCCGGACAUAUUGAAAGAAUGGGAAAACGAGGAUAAAACACUGCAGAGAACCACUUCUGAGUCUUCGGUUGAUACGCAAACUUCACGUAAGAAAAAACGGCGUUCAGGAAAACUCACAUUACAAGAGUUAAUAAAAAAUAGGUCAUCAUCCAAAGAGCCAAUCUCAGAUUAGAAUAGGGGCAUCUCAAGUCAAGGAGCACUUGUGCUGCCGUGGUAGGGAGGAAUGCCGUAUCAGCAUUCGAAUGCUGCCCAAUGGACCACUAGACAAAGUACGAAUUUUAGCAUUCUGAUUUAUGUUUCUUGACCAAAAUUUCACGUAGAACACGAUGCGCACAGGAAAA
Molecule: messenger RNA, 1159 nt
Organism: Bemisia tabaci
Lineage: Eukaryota; Metazoa; Arthropoda; Insecta; Hemiptera; Aleyrodidae
Source: RefSeq, a predicted model, not a curated record